Alternaria incomplexa is the source of this 858-nucleotide messenger RNA. RefSeq lists its product as uncharacterized. Bases 1 to 858 code for a protein of 285 amino acids. Lineage: Eukaryota; Fungi; Ascomycota; Dothideomycetes; Pleosporales; Pleosporaceae. The record is from RefSeq and is a predicted model, not a curated record. The transcript is spliced from 2 exons.
AUGGCUUUUACACCCGUUGCCAGGCCGUCUAGCAAGUUUGCGCAUUGGAAUACGUUCCCUUUCAUGACCGCCCCAAAAACCAAAUACUAUUCCGCUCAACUCCAGUCACCACUCUUCCGCCUUCCUCAAGAGAUUCGAGAUGUCAUUUACGAAUACUGCCUUCUCGAGCAUGACGGUUACCACUACGACAAUGAGACCGGCAAGCUGCUAUACCAGAACCCGUCAAUAUCGCCUAAGCAAGUCGUUCGGCUAGGUCUACGAAUUACGUGUCGCAUCGCUGCAGAAGAAAUGAAAGACAGUGCCUUCGGAAGAGUUCACUUCUACCCCAAACGUUCAUUAGAUGAUGGGAAAGAAUACAUGAACUUCAUUUACAGUGAAGACUGUUUCCAAGUGCUGCUUCCAUGGAUUGAGGAAGCACUUCUGCUACCUUCCUUUGGGAUGCCUCUGCCGUCAUUUCAACUUGUUGUAGAUGACGAUGCAAGGGAAUCUUCAGAAUUCUGGCACAUGCUUAAAUAUGCUGCCGCUACGCAGCAGGCCCGACACAAGCAGUUGCAACUCAGCGGUACAGACCUGCCCACAGGGGAGUUGCGCCCGAUGUACGAUGGCGAUUCUGCAGUUUGGGACUUCCCUUCAGGAUUCGCAAGGAUGGUUCGCGAUAUCUGUGAGGGCAAUUCGGUCGUAUGGUACAACGGAGACGUGGGCGAGGUUUGGGACGAAGACACCUUCUUCUCCGAAAGGAAGGAUUGGACAGAAUUGCAGUGGGAGACAGACUGGAAUGAGACCGUCGACCAGGGCAUCGUCUCGAACUUCUGGCCGAAGAUUUCAGCGCGUUAUCUCAAGGAACGCUUGCCAUGUUAG